AUGCAGAACGAUAUACUUGCUCAUAUUUCAUACAAAUCAGUUCCUGAACUUCUUGAAUAUCAAGCUCAAAAUCGCCCAGAUAAAACUCAUCUUUUAUAUCCUGAUCUUACGUCAGAUCCACUUCGUUAUGCGUCGGCUACAUUUGCUCAAGUUAAUGGAAUUGCAAAUUAUUUAGCUGAUAAAUAUGCUAAACAAAUUGAUCUUUCAUCUAAUUCACAAAAAUCAAUUGUUGUUUGUUUAUUAGCCAAUACUUCAGUUAAUCAUCUUCUAACAUUCUAUGGCUUAGUUAAAUUAGGUGUUGUCGUUUUUCCAUUAUCAAUUCGUAAUUCCAAAGCAGCAUUAGAACAUCUUAUAAAAACAACCGGAGCAUCCUAUUUAGUAAUUGAAUCAGGACAAAUUCAAAUUGAACUUGAUGGAUUGAAGUUAAUUCCAUUAGAAAAUGUUGAUUGGAAUAAGAAUUAUAAUUCUUCACAACCAAUCAAUAGAACAGAAAAAGAUUCACUUGAAAAUAUUCAACUAAUCUUGCACAGUUCGGGUUCAACAGCAUUUCCAAAACCAAUUCGUCUUACAAAUCGAGGUCUUUUUUACAUUCAUCAGGUUCAAGCAAGUGCCAAUAAAGGCUUUCGGGACGAAGGUGACGUCGUUCUUACAUUAGGUGCGCUAUUCCAUGUAGCAGGAUUAUGUACAGCUGUAGGUUGUUUGAUGUCUGGAGCAACCUAUGCACUUGCUCUAUCAAAAAUCUAUCCACCAACUCCUAAACAACUUGUGGCCAAUAUUCAAGUCGAACAAAUCAAUAAAAUUUAUUCUGUACCAGUUUUUCUUGAACAACUUAUAAAUGAAUUAGAAUCUGAUAAAUCAGCUACAUAUGAACCAUUAAAACGAAUGAAACAUAUUUUUUACGGUGGUGCAAGUUUAUCAGACCAUAUCGCGCGUAAAUUUGUUGAAAAUGGAAUUCGUAUUACUUCUAAUUAUGGAGCAACAGAAACUGGUAUGGUGAUGAUGAAUAAUUUGAAUUCACCAAUAACACGAUAUAAUUUUAUGAAAAUUGCUGCAUGUCGAAAGCCUUUUGUUAUGAUUAGACCAGAUGAUCAUGUUUUGGUACAUUUGCCUAAUGAUCCAUUCUGUCAACCAGGUAUUGCUAAUCAACCUGAUGGUUCUUAUUCAACAAAUGAUGUAUUCAUUGAAGAUCCACCUGGAUCUGGUGAAUAUCGAAUAGAAGGUCGUCAAGAUGAUACAUUAAUUCAUGUAAAUGGUGAAAAAACCAAUGCUCUACCUAUGGAACACAAUAUAUGUGCUUCUCCUCUUGUAAAACGAGCUGCUGUUUUUGGUCAUAAACGUUUAUGUACUGGUGUCUUGAUUGAAUUAAAUCGAGAAGAAGCUGAAAAUUAUUCCAAUGAUGAAAUCUCGGAUCUUGUUUGGGAAGCAGUUCAAACAGCUAAUAAAACAGCACCAAAUCAUUCAAGAAUAGUUCGUCAAAUGAUUAAAUGUUUACCUAUGAGUAAAACUUUAUCUAUUACUGAUAAAGGAAAUAUAAUGCGUAAACGAAUUUAUAAUGAUUAUGCUGAUGUAAUUGAUAAACUAUAUGAAAAAUUUCUUAAACCAGAUCAACAAAAUACAGAAUUAUCAAAAGGAAAUAAUAAACAAGAAUGGAAUCAAACUUCACUUAAAAAUUAUAUUCUUGAAUUACUAACUAAAUUAAAUAUAAAAUAUUCUGAUGAGGAUUUUGAUACAUCAAGAUCUAUAUUUGAUGUUGGAUUUGACUCUCUUCAUGCUGUUCAAUUACGUAAUGAAUUAACUUCGAUAUUUCCUUCAAUUCCAUUAAAUUUUAUAUAUGAAUAUUCAACAAUUGAUUCAAUGGUUGAUGAAUUAAUUUUAAGAAAUAAUAAAAUAAAUACAAAAUCGAUUAAUAAUGAUCCUAAACAUUAUGUUCUUACGGAAAAUUUAAUUGAUAGAUAUAUUAAUUUAAUGAAAAAUGAUUCAUCACCAAUAAAUCCGAUUAAAAAAAAUAAUAAAGAACGAAUUUUUUUGAUUACUGGAGCGAAUGGUUCACUUGGUUCAUGGAUUGUUCUUGAUUUAUUAAAACAUGAUUCAGUAUCAAAAGUCUACUGUUUCUUCCGUGGUCAAGAUAAAAGUCGGAUUAUAAAAGAAUAUGAACAACGUUAUCAAACAACUGAUAUAUUCAAAGAAAAUAAUAAACGUGUUGUUCUUCUUGAUAAUAUGUCAUUAUCCGAAGGAUUCUUAGGACAAGAUUAUGAUUUAUAUAAUCAAUUAUGUAAUGAAGUUACUGAUAUUGUUCAUUCAGCAUAUCGUAUGGAUUUUAAUAUGACUGUUCGUGAUUUUGAAAAAGAUGGUAUUCUUGGCACAUUUAAUCUAUUAAAACUAGCACGCAAAGCAAAUGCUCGUUUUCAUUUUAUCUCAAGUGUAGCUUCGUCAGGUUCAGGUAUUAUACCUAUUGUUAAAGAGGAACCUCUUAUUCGACGACCACAACUUCCAAUAGCACAAGGUUAUGGUCAAAGUAAAUAUGUUUGUGAACAUCUUGGUGCUGCAGCUAAACAAUUAUGGAAUUUACCAGUUGAUAUUUAUCGUAUUGGUCAAGUAUCAGGUGAUAGUAUAAAUGGUGCAUGGAAUACAUCGGAAAUGGUUUCAUUAAUCAUCUGUAUUGGUGGUGGUCAACUUGGUCAAAUGCCAAGUCAAGGUCAAGAUGUACGAUGGAUUCCAGUUGAUAUUGCUGCAUUAUCAGUUGUUGAUAUAGCAUUACAGGAUUAUGUAAAAUCUGAUGAUGUACAUCAUGUACUUAAUCCUCAUUCAAUAACAUGGUCAACUUUUCUUGAUUAUCUUAAAAAAGCUGGUCUUCAUUUUCGAAUAGUUAAUCCAGCUGAAUGGCUUGACAUGGUGUUAAAAUCUGAAACAGCUUUAGUUAAACUUUCAUCAUUUUUUGAUACAUUUUUUACAUCAAAAACAGGAUUUCAAAUAUCAGAAUAUGAAACAGUUAAAACUGAAGCACGAUCAAAAUAUUUACAUUCAUGUCCAACGAUUAAUGUGGAUUUAAUUCAUAAAUAUCUUAAAUUUUGGCAUGAUACCGGAUUUCUUACUAAUGGAUAUCCAUAA
Adineta steineri is the source of this 3108-nucleotide messenger RNA. The record is from the annotation of a GenBank genome assembly. Lineage: Eukaryota; Metazoa; Rotifera; Eurotatoria; Adinetida; Adinetidae.